AUGCAACCAACUGGCCAGAUCAGCAAACCCACUAAGCCGUUUCCGCCGCGUUUUCCUUCGCGUUCUCUUAUCUGCGAUUUCGGAUUUGCGGUCUCUCUCGCCCUCUCUCCCUGCCGUGUCUACCGCUUCUCUCGCGUUCCGACGGUUAUGAUCACCUCGCUCGUCUUCUUAAACACGGUAUUUUCACUGUGCUCCCAGGCAUUAGCAGUCAAAAUCAGCAUCACCAGCGCCCAGAGCCUUCCCUCGUCCAUGUCUGAAAGAGACGGAGAGAACAGUCUAUCUAUUUAUAUUUUCCGACAGACGGCUGCAUUGUGGAGUGACACAUCCCAGGACCAACCCACACCACACCAGCGCCGAGUCCGCGGAGGGGCCAUUCCACGCGGCCCGCCGUUGCUCCUCGCAAUCGCAACCUCAAUGGCCACUCCUCCUCGUUAUCACGCGCUUGUUCAGUCUGCCAUUGAUUACGUAAUUGAGCUAGCGGAAUCUCGUCGUCAGAACCCAAUUGCUCGAUCCGUCUUCUUCUCCGCUAUCACUAGGUUUAAUAUUCUCUUCCUCAGGGUGUCCAACCGGGGGUCGAGUUUCCUCCCUUAG
Acanthosepion pharaonis is the source of this 591-nucleotide messenger RNA. The record is from the annotation of a GenBank genome assembly. NCBI's taxonomy places the organism in Eukaryota, Metazoa, Mollusca, Cephalopoda, Sepiida, Sepiidae.